AAACCAUUAUGGGAAACGCCAAGGAUACCGCUGGAUCGACACCAACCACUGCUACCGGCCGUACGCGCCAGCAGCCAGGGUUAGCUUGUGAUGAAUGCCGGGCUCGCAAGCUUCGCUGUGACAGGCAACGCCCCGCCUGCUUCCUGUGCCAGAGCCUUGGCUCUGAGUGCGUCAGGGCCAGUACGAGUCUACCUCGGGGACCCAAGAAAGGUCAUAUGCGUAUAUUGCAGUCCAAAAUCACUACCUAUUUGCUCACCAUUUCUGAACAGNAUGACCUGGAACGCCGCCUCAGCGAGACCGAAACAGUCCGCACCCAGCCCACUGCACAGAAAUCCGAGACUCAACCAGAAGAGGCUACCGUCGAGGUUGUUCAGACCCCCUCGGAGCCUGUUGCAACGACGCAAUGCUUCAUAUCUGAUACCGGAGAUCAAGGCCUACUGGCCAUUGAUCAGCUUGCGCCUCCAGACCUCGACGUCAAUAUGGACUACUUCAUGAUGCAAACAUCACCGGAUAUCUCAGACCAGACUUUUGGUUUUCCAACCGCCUCUACGGACAAUACGUGCGACUCUGCGAUAGACCUUACCUGCAUUCCAUCUCAGCCACUAGCAUCCACAUUCAUGACGGUACAUAUGCAAGCGGAUUUG
Aureobasidium vineae is the source of this 644-nucleotide messenger RNA. The record is from the annotation of a GenBank genome assembly. NCBI's taxonomy places the organism in Eukaryota, Fungi, Ascomycota, Dothideomycetes, Dothideales, Saccotheciaceae.